AUGUACAACCAUGACUUCAAAACGGGUGAUUUAGUCCUCAUAAAGAACAGCAGACAGGAUGGCCCCCUCUGUGAUAAGAUGCAGAGUCAAUAUAUGGGACCAUAUAUGGUUGUUAAGCAGAGAUCCAGAGGCACAUACAUAGUAGUAGAGCUCGAUGGAUCAAUAUUCCGGCAUAUGAUUGCCAAGUUCAGGGUGAUACCCUACCUGGCCCGGAAAGACAUGUUGAGCACAGUGGAGACAGUCCUCUGA
Messenger RNA from Dacryopinax primogenitus, 249 nucleotides. RefSeq lists its product as uncharacterized. Lineage: Eukaryota; Fungi; Basidiomycota; Dacrymycetes; Dacrymycetales; Dacrymycetaceae. The transcript has a single exon. The record is from RefSeq and is a predicted model, not a curated record. Bases 1 to 249 code for a protein of 82 amino acids.